Messenger RNA from Odobenus rosmarus divergens (Pacific walrus), 2744 nucleotides. RefSeq names its product mRNA-capping enzyme-like. The record is from RefSeq and is a predicted model, not a curated record. The annotation marks the transcript as partial. NCBI's taxonomy places the organism in Eukaryota, Metazoa, Chordata, Mammalia, Carnivora, Odobenidae. The transcript is spliced from 2 exons.
GUGACAAAGGAGCUAAAACAGUAUGACAACAAAAUUAUAGAAUGCAAAUUUGAGAAUAACAGCUGGGUCUUCAUGAGACAGAGAACAGACAAAAGUUUUCCUAAUGCAUACAACACUGCCAUGGCUGUGUGCAACAGCAUCUCCAACCCUGUCACCAAGGAGAUGCUGUUUGAGUUCAUCGACAGAUGUGUGGCAGCUUCUCAAGGACAGAAGCGAAAGCAUCAUCUGGACCCUGACACAGAGCUCAUGCCUCCACCACCUCCCAAAAGACCUCGCCCUUUGACCUAAGACCUGCCUCUGACUUAAGGAUUGAGAGGAAAAAUGAGUGAGAAAAAAUGCUGUUGCCCCAUUUUUGCAGCCAGAGAAAUUGGAAAAAGAGUGUGGCUUGAUGUUGAUACACAUUUGAAUUUUUUUUUUUUAAGUAUUGUAGCCAGCCUGUAAAUAUUUGAUGCAUUUGUUUCUUUAGUGCUACAAUACAUCGUGGACUUUAGACAUUUUAUUUAUAUCUGAUAAACUCAGCCUUACCUUGUGAAUUUGAAGAUUGAAAUAUCCAAAGGUUUAAUUGAGAUUGAAAUCAAUGAAAAAGAGGCCUUGUUUGUAUAUGGAUAACUUUCACCUUUAAUUUAUAAAGUUAGUAAUCUGGAACUGUGAGCGCAUAAAACUAUUUUUUAGAAGUUGUAUUUCAACUAUGGUAAAUUCUCCUUUAAAAAAAAUCUAGGCAAUGGCAUUAAACAUUCUUGCUAUCAUUUAUCAUGGAUUUCCUACAUUCUGAGUUUCUUGUAUUCAAAAACAAAUGACAAGGUUGUUAAGUAUUGUACUGUAUUAAACAACUUGGUCUGGCUUAUAUCAUUUUAAGAAGUUUUUUUUUUUUUUUUGAGAUGUAAAAGUAAAAAAGUAAAGCCCCGUUUUUGUGAAUUGUAUCCUUUCUAAAGGAAGUAUAUUGAGUGUUUUCAUGUUUCUCUUCUUUGAACGAAAAUAUCAGAUAUCCAAUGUGUCCAUUCUGGCAGUAGUUUUGAGUUACUUCGUAGAACCUAGAUAUACACCACCAGGUCCCUUUUAUGUGUUGUUCUCCUGGGAGACUCUUUUUUUUUUUCCCCUUUAAAAACGCCAGGGCUACUUCUGCUUUACCUCAGUGGUAUUGGCACGUUGUAAAUUACAUUAAAACACACAACUCACUGUGAUUAUGGGAGUGAUAUCAAAUACAAACUGUCGUAUUAGUUCCCUUGAACAAAACGGCAAAGGAAAUGCCAGCCGACUCCUUUGAUUAGAAGGUAGUGCCAAUGGAGUAGAAUGCUGUCACUAGAAAAUGCUCUCCCACUGCUAGAUAAAUGCAGAGGCAAAGAGUAGAACUAAACAUCAAGGAAGCCAAGACAUUUAUUUUCAAAGCCAGAAUUCUAUCUGUGUUCUGUGCUGGGGAUGCUAUUUCUGUUAUACAUCUGAAUUUUAAAACAUUUACUGAUAGAUAAUGGAUUUAAAGAGCAGCUGAUUGGUCAUCUGCCAUUGUUGAGAAGCUGUAUUCUGAUUGGUUUGUGAAGGAACUCUGAGAAUUAGCCUAUUAGGGGCUAAUGUAUUUAUUUUUAGAGGUAGAGGUUUUAAGUAUGUGUAUUUAAAACAAAAUUUCAUGAUCUGAAUUUUAUAUAUGUAUAUGCAUAUAUAUGUCAGUAUAUGCAUCAGUGUAUAUUCUACUAAUACAAUCAGACAUGAAAAAUGCAGAGUUACCCAGCAGACUGAAUAUCUGACAGGAUUUCUAUAUGCUAUAGCACAGAUUAACCAAAAAUGUAUUUAUAUUCACCUGAGUUUUAAUGUUUUUAAACAGAGUUUUCUCCUGCAGUGCUUUUCUAUAUGAAAUACUAGAGUCAUGCUUGGGCUUUUUCCUUUGUUCUUUCCAAGUUAUGUAACAUGUAGUGAAUGUACCCAGAAUGUCAGUUUAGUAUUUCAUUCCUGGAGUGCUUUUGUGUGUUUGGGCACUAAAGGGAGUAAAACACCUGACUGCCACAGUGACUGCUGAAAGGUGGAAAUUUGUCAAGGUUCCAUAGUGUCUUGUACAAAAUGGAUCUGAAAAAACACCUAUGCAACUCCAAAUAGUCUGAUGCCUGCUUCACCAGGAUUAGUGACUCAUUUCACGUGGUAUGUUGCUUUCUUCCGAGCCUGUAUAAAUGCAGAGCCCUUUUGCAGGUAUAAGAGCUAGUUUUUGCCAAUGAUCUUUAAUGGAGUUAAAUGUUUAUGGUAAUUGUAACCUUUGAAAUGAGUUAUGUGAAAAGAGCAUCUCAUUUUUAAUACACCCGGAUAUUUUUUCCUUGCCUUUGUGCAUUUUCCAGGACUUAAUUUUCUUAAUUUGUUCUUUCCUUUUAAUUAUAGUGGAGUAGAAUAGCCGGCCUAAUAAGUAGAUCCCAUUUGGCCCCUGAACACACUAUCAUCUGCAGUAUCGUAAAAAGUCAUCUAGAAAGUCAAGGGGGAAACUCGAGAGGCAGGAACUGGGACAGCAAGAAGGAAAGAAACCCUUCCUUCUCAGCCCACUUCACAGUAACUCUUUUCUGACACUGAAGUUUCGUAGACAAGAAUAAGAAAACUUUGCUUUCCUGAGUUAUCAAAUAUAAAAGCUUUUGCUUUGAAUUUGGAAAAGAUGUGGAUGACUCGACUGCCUGGAUGGUUACAUUUGCUUUCCGUGAAAUGCUCAGAAAAUGUCAGGACAUUCCUUCUCUGUGUGUCAGUGUGUAUUGUAAUAAAACUACUGAUUUAAAAUA